AUGGCGUCCGCGAACACUGAGUAUUGGAUAGUUGCCACAUCCGAGAAGGCCUCCGGCAGCCGGGAUGGUACCUACUCACUCAUGAAGUCUAAGCUCCAGCAAGCCAAGAUAAUCGACGAUAUUGCUGUUAGUAAUUUGAACACAUUUUCGAUCUAUUUUCAGGCCAUACACACUCCAGUAUCUUUAAGCGAUAAAUGUCUAUUGCAGGUUUUUGAUGUGCCGAGUAAGCUAAAAUUUGGUCGGCUUGAUGAUCUGGUCGCGCUGCUCGAUGACGUCCAGAAGUACGAAAACCUCAUUGAACAGACGUGCCAUCGUCUUGAAAAGAUGGGACUGGAGGUAGAUCCCAGCGCCGAGUUCAAAAUCAUAUGGCAAAGAAAUACUCUGUCGGCUGAUGAGUAUUUGAAAAAGUUCGUGUGGGACGAGGCCAAGUAUGCCGCUACGAGGCUCUUAAGACAAAACGUUGAGUUGAUAGUAAAUUCGGUCGUCAAGUUGGAUGAUGAAAUUAGGGUGAAAGCGAGUCAGUUCCAGGAACUGAAAAACCAGCUUGCGGCCUUGAGCAAAGGCGCUAACUUGGGCAUGGCGAACCGCGACCUUGUCGAUGUCUUGACUCCCGACGUUGUCGGGAACGGUAACGGGUUUGUAUACUCCGAGAAGCUCAACACCGUAAUAUGCAUUGUCCCACGCUCGGAUUCCCCAAAUUUCGAACGCGAUUACUGGCGCCUCAACGAGUUCGUGGUUCCGACAAGCUUGGUGAAGUACGAGAUACCCAAGGACACCACGUCGAAUCGCACUGAAGAUGUGGCUGUAUACAGUGUUACCUUGUUCCGCAAGAAUGUGAACCAGUUUAAGGACGCAUGCAGGCAGCAAAAAAUCGUCGUCCGAGACAACUUUACAUUCGACCCUAAUGCCUUCACCGAAAAGGCGGGCCGUAAAGCUAAACUCGAAGCGGAAAAAAUGCAGCAAGAAGCUACCUUAUCCCGAAUCUGCGUCGCCGCAUUCUCGGAAUGUUUCGUAUCCCUCGUUCACAUGAAAGCUGCAAAUGUUUAUAUCGAAGGACUGCUUCGGUACGGAACGGAUACCAAAGUGAACUCCUACGUCUUACAGCUUCCCGCCAAAGUUAAAGAACAAAAGUUGCGUGACAUCAUCCUCGAGAUAAUGGGCACUAAAAAUAUCAUGGGCAAGGACUACUUCAUAAACGACAAGCAGACUGAUGACGAAACCCUAUAUCCGUACAUACAGCUGUCUUUAACGCCAUUUGUGCAGUUCCAGCAGAAGUAG
Messenger RNA from Gregarina niphandrodes, 1278 nucleotides. Its product is annotated as putative vacuolar ATP synthase subunit C. Gene Ontology annotation, cellular component: vacuolar proton-transporting V-type ATPase, V1 domain. Gene Ontology annotation, molecular function: proton-transporting ATPase activity, rotational mechanism. Bases 1 to 1278 code for a protein of 425 amino acids. NCBI's taxonomy places the organism in Eukaryota, Apicomplexa, Conoidasida, Eugregarinorida, Gregarinidae. The record is from RefSeq and is a predicted model, not a curated record. The transcript has 3 exons. Gene Ontology annotation, biological process: proton transmembrane transport.